Molecule: messenger RNA, 1706 nt
Organism: Anolis carolinensis (green anole)
Lineage: Eukaryota; Metazoa; Chordata; Lepidosauria; Squamata; Anolidae
Product: very-long-chain 3-oxoacyl-CoA reductase
Exons: 11
Coding region: 746-1555 (269 amino acids)
Cellular component (GO): endoplasmic reticulum
Molecular function (GO): oxidoreductase activity
Source: RefSeq, a predicted model, not a curated record
GGUCAGGGUUGGCUUAACGGGCCGUCCUCUUGGCACGUUUCUCCCUUAAGCCCUCCGUUCGUGCCUCUUCGAACUCCGCAGCACUGCUGGUCACAGCUGACCUCCAGUUAGAGCGCUCAAGGGCCAGGGCUUCCCAGUUCUCAGUGUCUAUGCCACAUUUUUUAAGGCUGGCUUUAAGCCCAUCUUAAAUCUCUUUUCCUGCCCACCAACAUUACGUUUCCCGUUCUUGAGUUCGGAGUAGAGCAACUGCUUUGGGAGACGGUGAUCGGGCAUUCGGACAACGUGGCCUUCAGUCCAGCGGAGUUGAUGGCGUAGGAGCAUCGCUUCAAUGCUGGUGGUCUUUGCUUCUUCCAACACGCUGGCAUUUGUCCGCCUGUCUUCCCAAGAGAUUGGCAGGAUUUUCCUGAGGCAACACUGAUGGAAAGUCUCCAGGAGUUUGGUGUGACGUCUGUAUGUUGGGUUAUCUAAGCAAUCAUGCAUGCAUUUUCAAUGCGGGAUGGUUUAUGUAGUUAGUUAUGUCUGUUGCUUAGUAACCUGAGCCAAGCUGCAUUCCAGAGUUGAUGAUACCAUUUAAGGGUUUUGCAUAUGAAAUGGGAAAUGGGUGUAUCCUUUCUGGGGACACACAGGAAGUGAUGUACAGAUGCCUCUUCCUGUCUCUUCCUUUUUGCUCCUGACCAUGCCAUGCUGAUGUUCCUGUCUGUUAAGAGAUAUGUAGUUUCCUGAACUGUUUUUCUUUGGAACUAAGAUGUUUUUUGCCUGUAUGACCAUCAUCAUACAAGAUUUGGUCACGGGUGCUACAACCGGCAUUGGAAAAUCUUACGCCCAUGAGCUUGCCAAGAAAGGUCUCGAUAUCGUCCUGAUCAGCCGUUCCAUGGAAAAAUUGAAGCAAGUGGCUGCUGAAAUUGAGGAACUCUACGGCAGGAACACUAGAGUCAUCCAGGCGGAUUUCACCGGAGGCUCCGAAAUCUACAAAUCCAUUGAGGAAGCUCUGCAUGGCUUGGAGAUAGGCGUUUUGGUGAACAAUGUUGGCAUGAGCUACCCAAAACCGUCAGAGUUCCUGCAGUUCCCCAACCUCAAGAAGUUCAUGAACGACUUGGUGAAUUGCAACAUCCUUUCGACCUUGAAGAUGACGGAAAUCAUCCUUCCUCAAAUGGUCGGCAGGAAGAAGGGGAUCAUCAUCAACAUCUGCUCUGGAUCUGCCUGGAGACCCAUGCCCUUCGCCUCGAUGUACAGCGCCAGCAAGGCCUGCAUGGAUGUCUUCUCACAAGCAUUAAACGUGGAAUACAGGUCCAAAGGCAUCAUUGUACAAGAUGUCCUGCCAAUGUUUAUCGACACCAACAUGGCCAGGCACUUGAACUCCUGGGUCGCAAAGAUGUCUCCCGAGGUCUUUGCUCACAAAGCCUUGAACACCGUGGGCUUCACUAACAGAACCUCUGGGAGCCUCAGCCACAGCAUCCAGCAUUCCAUGAUGGAUUGGAUCUUCCCAACAUCAUUGCUGUACACAUCCUAUGGACAGUUGAUACAUCGGCUUCUAAUGAAGUUCUUUUCUAAAUAAUGUAAUUUCACCUUCCUGGUGAUUCUUGUGGAAAGGAGCUGGACGUGACCAGGACCAUACAGAACAAUUAGGUCACCACGUUCCAAACCAAAUCCUAUGUUAUUAUAAUGAUGGUUGCGCCACGAUUUAAUAAAAUCCUCAUUAUGCAUUA